Messenger RNA from Entrophospora sp. SA101, 432 nucleotides. The record is from the annotation of a GenBank genome assembly. NCBI's taxonomy places the organism in Eukaryota, Fungi, Glomeromycota, Glomeromycetes, Entrophosporales, Entrophosporaceae.
AUGCAGAAAGUAACUCGUGAAAAACCACUGCAUAUGCUGAGGCAAACGUGGUCAAAAUUUGAAGAUUCAAAUUCAUCGCGUUUCAAGCAAAAUUUAAAAUGGGUUCAUCCAAAAGAUAGAAUUCCGGAAUGGAAAAUAAAAGUUGAUGAUAUAGUAAAAAUUAUCUCUGGUAAAACAAAAGGCCAAGUUGGUAAAGUGAUCAAAGUGGAUAAAUGGGCGAAUAGAGUCUUUGUUGAUAAUGUGAACUUUAGUAAAAAAACACCAAGAACCGAAUAUGAGACAGAGGAUUUUGAUCCAUCAAGCAUUGAGAAAACUGGUUCUUGGUGGAUGAGGAAAACUUUAAGAGCAAUUCAUGUAUCGAAUGUUUCUCUCAUACAUCCUGAACAUAUAAAACCUUUUGAAGAGGGAUCUAUCCCAGAAAAAGAUGUGUAA